GCAGAUAGCAAGUGAAUAAUAUAUUGUAGUUUUUUCAUAUCUUUCCGAAUACAUUUGCACUAUGGGAUUGUUUAUAAUUGGACUUUUGAUCUUUUCUACUGUAUCCUGCAAUUCAUGGGUUGGAAAUGGCCAAAUCUUUGACGUGCUUAAAUAUGGUGCCAAAGGAGAUGGCCACUCUGAUGAUUCUAAAGCUUUUGUGGAAGCAUGGAAUGCUUUAUGUGGAACAAGUCAUGGCAAUGCAACGCUUAUGGUGCCAGCUGGGCAUUCGUUUUUUGUGCAACAAACAACAUUCAAAGGUUCCUGCAAAUCCCAGAAUGUUGAUAUUGAGAUUCAGGGCACCCUACUUGCACCUAAGAGAGAUGCAUGGGGAACAUGUUCAAGACGGUGGCUUCAUUUCCUUAACGUUCGUGGUUUGACAGUUCAUGGAUCAGGAGUAAUCAAUGGUCAGGGUCAAGAUUGGUGGGGCAAUCUGACUGGAACUACAGGAUGCAAGGGAAUACCCACGGCUCUUCUUUUUGAAAACUGUGAUGGUCUUCAAAUAAGAGGACUCACUCACAUCAACGGGCCAGCAUCGCACGUCUAUGUGGUCCAUAGCAAAGACGUAACCAUCUCAAAUGUUAACAUAUACUCGCCAGUUGGAAUAAGUCACAACACCGAUGGAAUUGAUCUUACAAAUACAGUUCAUGUUAACAUUCUUGACUCCAUAAUAAGAACAGGUGACGACUGCAUUGCUAUUAAAGGUGGCUCACAAUUCAUCAACGUUAACAAUGUCACAUGUGGACCGGGUCACGGCAUUAGUGUGGGGAGUCUAGGGGAAGGUGGGGAAACAGAAUUUGUAGAACAUGUGAACGUCAGCAAUUGCAUAUUCGAUGGAGCUGAUAGUGCAGCUAGAAUCAAGACAUGGCCAGGUGGAAAAGGAUACGCAAGGGAUAUCACCUUCCAGAAUAUCAGCGUCAAUCGAACAAAUUACCCAAUAUAUAUAACCCAACAUUACAUGCGCACUCCAGAAAAGAAGGACGCAUUAAAAGUGAGUGAUGUCACAUUUAGCAAUAUCUAUGGAACAUGUAUCAGUGAGAAUGCAGUUGUGCUGGAUUGUGCCAAGAUCGGGUGUGACAAUAUUACCCUGAAACAAAUCAACAUUACCUCAAUCGAUCCAAAGAAGCCAGCUGCUGCAACAUGCAGCAAUGUUCAUGGGAAAACCACUGAUAUUGUUUCACCACGAGUCCCUUGUCUACAUUAA
Messenger RNA from Cajanus cajan (pigeon pea), 1240 nucleotides. RefSeq names its product putative polygalacturonase At3g15720. Gene Ontology annotation, molecular function: polygalacturonase activity. Gene Ontology annotation, biological process: carbohydrate metabolic process. Lineage: Eukaryota; Viridiplantae; Streptophyta; Magnoliopsida; Fabales; Fabaceae. The record is from RefSeq and is a predicted model, not a curated record.